GCCAGGUAUACGAAUACGCAAAAAGAGUGAGACCACAAGCACGGUAAAGUGAGACGGCCUAGAUUUCUCGUCCGUGUGACUUAUUUCGCAUGGGUGCAAUGAUGCUUAUUGAGGGCAACACUGUUCAGUUCAGGUGUAAAUCGACAGCCAAUCAAAGCACAGCAAUUCCUUGUCAUCUCCAAACAUGGUUCUUGAAUUGAGAGAUUACUGUACUUGUACAUACAUAUAGUGGUACCGGUACCGGGUACAAGGGUAAACAACUUCUAGGGAUACCUAGAAUACAAACGUCAUAGCAGAGUACAGUACAUACUGUAGCAAGAAUAAUAAUAUUGCUAUAGUGCGUAAGGAACCUAUUUUAAACCGGCGAUUAUGCUUCCGUUCGGAUCAUGGGGCGAACACAGAUUAAAAUAAACUUGAAACACUCUAGUAGCGUCUAGACAUUUCUAAAGUCUUUUUAACACGAUGCGAAAGCGGUAUUAGCCUCAGUACUGCUGCAUCGGAGACUUGAGAAAGUGUUACCGAUAAUCAAAGCGAAAACUAAGCUAUUGAGUCUUUUUCAAAAAGUUCAUAUAUUAUAUACAUUGUUAAAGUUCACAAGUUAUUCAACAUGACAAAAACAAUUCUAACUGCACAACAAUGGAAGGAGAAGGGUAAUGAAGAAUUCAAUAAAAUGAAUUGGUCAGAAGCAUUGAGUUGUUAUACAAAUGCCUUAAAGCUUUCAAAUGAAGGCAAUUCUGAAAAAGCUAUAUAUUAUAAAAAUCGUGCUGCUGUAUAUUUAAAACAAGAAGAAUAUAACAAAGCAAUUAAGGAUUGCGACGAAUCACUUAAUAUAUGCCCGAACGAUCCCAAAGCACUAUUUCGCAGAUGUCAAGCAUUAGAAGCUUUAGAAAGAUAUGAAGAAGCAUAUCGUGAUGCCAGAUAUAUAAUUUCAGUAGAUUCAGGAAAUAAGGCAAUUCAACCUAUUGCUGCACGAUUACAUGAGAUUGUACAGGAAAGAUAUAAACAAAAUUCUCGCACUAGUGCCAAGGUAUCACAAAUGAUGGAUUUAGUUUUUGAAAUGAAAGGGACCAAUGAAAACCGAGAAACAGCAAUGAAAAAUUUACUUGUUCUUGCUAGAGAAAGAGCAGGUGCAGAAAUUAUGUUAAAAGAUGAAAUUAUUCCUAAAAUAGUAAAACUUAUGAAACUUGAAAAGAACGAGGAAAUAAUAACAAGUGCAAUUCAUAUCAUUGCCGAAUUAUGUAAAGAUAAUGUUAGCCGGACUGACGUUAUUUUAAAGCAUAUUGGUAUACCUUGUUACUUAGAAAUGAUCAAUAGUAAACUUUCACAAAGAGUAAAUGCUGCUCAGUAUUGUUUGCAGACUAUACUCAAUACCUACAGUGGCAUGGAUAAUAAACCAGAUACAAAACCAAACAAAGAAUUAUGUGAUAAAUAUAAUAAACAAAUUGAUACUAUUUUGUCUUGCUUGUUAUACAGUGUAACAAGUAGAAUUAUUUCUGGAUUAGCAAGAGACGCGAUUAUAGAACUUAUUAUACGCAACAUUCACCAUACUGCAUUAAAUUGGGCAGAGCGAUUAGUGGAACUUCGUGGCUUACAACGUUUAAUGGAAGUAGCCAGUGAACUUGAAGAAUAUAAAUAUGAAUCUUCAAUGGACAUUACACCAUCUACUAGAACUGUGACCAGUGUAUGCUUAGCAAGAAUUUAUGAAAAUAUGUAUUAUGAUGCUGCAAAAGAAAAAUUUGGAAAUGCCAUAGACGAAUUUAUUAAAGAUAAAUUACUUGAGCCAGAUAUAGAAUCUAAGGUCCGUGCUGUAGUUGCUAUCACAACAUUAUUGCUUGGUCCAUUAGAUGUUGGAAAUACAGUGAUUGCUAGAGAAGGUAUCUUAGAAAUGAUACUUGUAAUGGCAGGUACAGACGAUAUACUACAACAAAAAGUUGCUUGUGAGUGUAUAGUUGCUGCAGCAUCUAAGAAAGAUAAAGCUACUGCAAUUAUAAAUCAAGGAGUGAACAUUUUGAAAAAAUUAUAUCACUCUAAAGAUGAUUCUAUUAAAGUACGUGCAUUAGUAGGCUUGUGUAAGCUGGGUAGUUCAGGUGGCUCAGACGCCACAAUUAGACCAUUUGCAGAUGGUGCAACAUCAAGAUUAGCAGAAGCUUGUAGGAGAUUCUUAAUUAAUCCUAAGAAACAGAAAGAUAUGAGGAAAUGGGCAGUAGAAGGGUUAUCGUACCUUACUUUUGAUGCUCAAGUUAAAGAAAAACUUAUCGAAGAUAGCGAAGCAGUUACAGCAAUGAUAGAACUUGCUAAAACAGGAGAUCAGUCUGUAAUUUAUGGUGUUGUCACAACAUUGGUGAAUUUAUGUAAUGCUUAUGACAAACAAGAAAUUAUACCAGAAAUGAUAGAACUAGCAAAAUUUGCAAAACAUCACAUACCCGAAGAACAUGAACUUGACGACAUAGAUUUUGUAAAAAAGAGAGAAAUUAUAUUAGCUAAAGCUGGUGUUACCAGUGCAUUGGUUAGUCUCUCCAAAACAGAAAGUCAAAAUAGCAAGGAAUUAAUAGCACGUGUUUUCAAUGCAAUUUGUAGUCAACAAGAAGUUAGAGGUAUUGUUGUUCAACAAGGUGGAGCUAAGGCUCUUUUACCAUUGGCUUUAGAAGGAACUGAAAAAGGAAAGAAACAAGCAUCUCAAGCCCUAGCCCGUUUAGGAAUUACGAUAAAUCCAGAGGUGGCUUUUCCUGGCCAAAGAAUAAUGGAAGUAGUACGGCCUUUUAUAAAUCUUUUAAAUCCAGAUUGUUCUGCACUUGAAAAUUUCGAAGCUUUAAUGGCUCUGUGCAAUUUAGCGGGUGUUAACGAUAGCGUUAGGAAAAGAAUAUUACAGGAAGGGGGUUUCCAAAAAAUAGAGACUUACAUGUUUGAGGAUCAUGAUAUGUUAAGACGUGCCUCCACACAGGUUGUAAAUAACUUAAUGAUGUGCGAAGAUACUAUAAAAUAUUAUGAACAAGAAAAUGAUAGAGUUAAAUAUCUAGUUAUUCUUUGCGAAUAUGAAGAUAUUGAAACAAGUUUAGCAGCAGCAGGAGCCUUAGCGAUGUUGACAUCGGUUAGCAAGAAAUCUUGUAGUAAAGUCUUUGAUUCUAAGGAUUGGUUAGAGUCAUUACGAUUUUUACUCGCUAAUCCAAAUUCUGAUUUACAACAUAGAGGAAUUGUCAUUGUUUUAAACAUGAUGAAAAGCACUAAGGAUGUUGCAGCAAGAUUAAUUGAAACUGAUGUGAUGGAAAUUUUAAUGGCUCUUACAAAGAAUGAAUCUGCAGAAAAUAAAAAGAUUAAAGAAUUAGCUAGCAGUGCAUUAGAAGCAGCAGCAGAAUGGAAACUUAUUAAAACUGCAAGUGAACAACAACAAUCGCAGGAUUCAAAUAAUUCAGAAAACGUUGAAUAAAUAUUUAAUAUUUACUUAAUCACACAUACAUUGAACAUGAAAUAAUUUUAAUAAUGAUUACAAUUUUGUUAUAUCAUAAAGUGCCUAAAACUAUGUGUGUCAUUUCAUUCUUAUAGUAAACCGCAGUCCAAAAUUUUGAGUUCGGAUAGACAAUACCGGGUACUCGAAGCCAAGUCUGAAUACUUCGUGACGCGACGUAGAACCUCUGCUAAUCAUUGUUCAAAAUUAUAAUGUUCACCCGGUAGACGUACCGUGCUAUAGUGCCGAACUCUUGCGCAUGUAUCGUCUGCCCCCAUUCUUGCAUAGCCUAUUUUCCUACGAAUACUAGACGUGACCAAUCACAAACGUAAAAGCAUUCCUGUCAACUAUACUGCCCUCUACCUCUGCUAUGUUGAACUGCUCAUCCGUGUUAUGACCGAUGGAGUCACGUGAAAUUUGAAGAAAUGUACGGCAACGGUGUAUAUAGCAGACAUUUCUACAAUCGAAGCCCUCAAAUUUAGUCUUUUGGGAAUCUAAAUUUUUCACUUCUGAAUUGUACAGAUUUUAGUGGAUGUAAACCUCUGCAAACUAAUAUACGUAUAUGGUUUUCUUCUUUUGGGUCAUCAUAGCGUGCGGUGAGCCUCAGCCUUAAUCUUUUGCCCACAACCACGCCUGAAAGACGUAGUCAGAUAAUCGGGCUACAAUAGAUUACCGUGCCUGAGAGACGUGGUCAGAUUGUAAUUGGGCUAGAAAUGAGAGCCGUGAUGCAUCAAUUUUGGGGUCUUUUAUUUCUCGACAUUUAAUUAUUUUAUUAGUAGCUAAAGGAGGUGGCGCAGGUACCAACUUGGCGCGGUGCUAAUCCCCGCCGUGGUCUAAGGGAACCGACUUUUAUAGACAAUAUGCCUUCCAUUAAAAUAUGACUGAAACCUUUUUAAAUUAUGAAACCCCAUCGAAAUCAAAAAAACUCUGUAAAGUUUAUACGAGACAUAAAAGAACAUAGCGAAACAACGUGGGAGUGUAAAAGAUGUAAAGUCCCAUUACAUGUACCAAAAUGCUUUGAAAGAUAUCAUACGGUUGAAGACCAUUAAUUUACUGUAAAUUAUUAUAAAUUGGAAUUAAAACUUAUUAUAACUUAUAAAAUUAUAGAAUUAUUAAAACUAAUAAACUUUUCCUGUUCACUAAUGA
Molecule: messenger RNA, 4588 nt
Organism: Megalopta genalis
Lineage: Eukaryota; Metazoa; Arthropoda; Insecta; Hymenoptera; Halictidae
Gene: unc-45
Product: unc-45 myosin chaperone
Cellular component (GO): cytoplasm
Molecular function (GO): Hsp90 protein binding
Source: RefSeq, a predicted model, not a curated record